AUAAAAAUAUAUAUAUUUUUAAAAGAUCUCGGCUACAAAUAUAUCAACCCCUAAUCUUCCAGACUACUACCAUUGCAAGUCUCAUUUGGAAUAGAGGUGAAGGGCAUCUGGUUGGCAGGUUCCUAAAAGGAUGGCCAGCCCCCCCACUACAGGGCAGUCUGGCUCUAAUUUGAACCACAACAACAACAACAGCAGCAGCGUAAAGAAAUGUGGCUACCUACGGAAACAGAAGCAUGGCCACAAACGUUUUUUCGUGUUGCGUGAGCCUGGUGAGGGCUUCCCUGCUGCCAGACUUGAAUAUUAUGAAAAUGAAAAGAAGUGGAGAAGCAAAACUGCAGCAGCCAAGAGAGUUAUAUCUCUGGACAGUUGCCUUAACAUCAACAAACGAGCAGACUCCAAGAACAAGUACCUGAUUGCCCUCUAUACUCGGGAUGAGUAUUUUGCUGUGGCAGCAGAGAGUGAGCAGGAGCAGGAUAGUUGGUAUCAGGCUCUCACAGAACUGCUUAGCACCGGCAGAUUGGAAAGAGAGGGAUCUGUAUGUGCAGUUACAGGAGGUUGCUGCUGUCCAAGCAAUGGCAGUUCUAGCAAGUUUUGCAGUACCCAUUUGGGUCAAAGUGAAGACUCUAAUUAUGGCAUGAUAACACCCGCAAAUGCCGCUUACAAGGAAAUUUGGCAAGUAAAUGUGAAACCCAGGGGCUUGGGUCAGAUCAAGGGUAUACUUGGACUGUAUCGACUGUGUUUGUCUGCCCGCAGUAUCAGCCUUUUACGUCCAAACAACGAUACCCCUUCUGUGACACUGCAGUUAUUGAAUAUUCGACGUUGUGGUCAUUCAGAAAGCUACUUUUUUGUGGAAGUUGGCCGCUCUGCUUCCACUGGGUCAGGAGAGCUUUGGAUGCAGGUUGAUGACACCGUAGUGGCCCAAAGCAUCCAUGAGACGAUUUUGGAGGCCAUGAAAGCCAUGGGGGAUUUGGAUGAAUUCCGUCCCCGAAGUAAAAGUCAGUCUUCUAGCUCUAAUCCCAUCAGUGUGCCAGGUAGACGGCAUCACCACAACCAACUGCCACCUAGUCAAACUGGCAUAACUAGAAGAACCCGCACAGACACCCCACUGUCCUCCUCUGCUAAUGUUGCUGCAAAUUCUUCAAGACUCCGUACUGCCAGUGAAGGAGAUAAUCUAAGCACUAGGACACUUAUAGGGAGUCCUUUAAGCCCCAGUAUUUUACGUGCACCACUUAGCCGUUCACACACAUUGAGCUGGGGGGGGCGACAUGCAAAACUGGUUCCAGCUCCAGGACCUCUUCAACAUAGCCGCUCAAUAUCAAUGCCUGUUCCCCGCUCACCACCCCCUGCUACUAGCUCAACCAGCUUGUCAUCUGGAAGCAGCAGUGGGCAUGGUUCUGCGCCUGACCCAUUGAUCCCACAACGACCAUCCAGUUGCACUGCUUCUGCAUCUGGCUCACCUAGUGAUACCGGAUUCAUGUCUCUGGAUGAGUACAGCUCUAGUCCAGGUGAGCUUGCACGUACAUAUCUGAGCUACCGCAGUGGAACCCCAGAUUCCUUUUCUAGCACUCCACCUCAUCCAGCAGAUCUGAAUGGGUACAUGUCAAUGGACAGAACCUUACCAGGUGUCUGUACCUGUCUUGGUCGUCGGCUAGAAGGAUCUGGGUCCGAGAAGUGUCCCAGGAAGAGGACUCACUCCCUGACCACCCCAGGAAGACAGAGUGUUUCAGUGCCUCAAGUUUCUUCUGCAUCUCUUGAUGAAGCCACCUUGAUUCGUGCCACGUAUAAAGGUAGCCAAGCUCUCCAGUCCUCCUCCCCAAAGAUGGCAUACCAGCCCUACCCAGAGGACUAUGCAGAUGUUGCGAUUGGUCGUCAGGAGGACAAUGGGUACAUGCCAAUGAAUCAUGGGGCAGGCAUAGUUACAGCAGCACCAGAUUAUGUGCCUAUGAGCCCUGCCAGUGUGUCUGCUCCUCAACAGAUCUUGCAGCCCCGGACUCUUUGUUCUGAAUCUAUUGAAGCAUCUCAGGAAGAAUCCCCAGAUGGUUAUAUGAGAAUGUACUGUGGUCUCAAAGCAGGGCCAGUACCUGUGCACAACCAAUUGUCUCCUGCUGAGCCACCUGCCUCCUUUACUCCUCCUGAUUAUUUCUCCAUGCAGCCUAAACCCAGCUGUGUUUGCCAGGUUAACAGGGCACCUCAGCCACAUAUCCCUGCAGAUGUUGAACCCUACGUAAUGAUGAGGUCCCCUAUUUCCUCUUCUCCACAUGGUAAAGCAGCCCGUCCCUCUCGACUUGCAUUGCGCACUCUACCGAGCAUGAGUGAGCACCCUCCAGAACCCCCCAGCCCUCCUGGUGGGGAAUACAUUCACAUUUAUUUUGGAGAUACAAGAUCUCAAGAUUCAUUGCCAAUGCCUACCCCAUCCACUCGGUCAGACUCUGCCCAGUUAUCUACUAAUGGCAGCCCAGCUUCUACUUCUUCUUCCAGUUCUGGGCCUCAAAGCUCUCCAAUAUCUGACUAUAUGAACCUGGAUUUUGGGCCUUCUGACUCAAAGCCUAAUGUUUGUUCUUCAUUGCAACUUAACUCAGACUAUACAGAGAUGAGCCCAAGAAAAAGCUCCUCAAAUUCAUCCUCUAAUGUAUCUCCACCACCAGCUUCACCAUUGCCUAUUGCAAAUGCUAGUUCUGGUGUACAGCAUCUCACUUUGCUCAUGGACAAGAUAUCUGAUGGGUUUAGCUUGCACAGUCCACCCCCAGAUCCUAAUCGGGGUGCUAAACUAAUUCGGGCAGACCCACAAGGAGGCCGUCGCCGUCACAGUUCUGAAACCUUCUCAUCGACCACCCAAGUGACCCCUGUAUCACCUUCCUUUGCACACAGUCCAAAGAGGCCCAGCUCUGCAUCAGUGGAGAAUGUGUCACUGAGGCCUAGCGAGACUUCUGAGGUUUCUGAUUGUGGCAGUCCUAUGUGCCGGGAGACCUCAGCUGGGUUCCAGAAUGGACUUAACUACAUUGCCAUUGAGCUGUCACCAGAAGAACGUAGCCUGCUACUGCUAACACAAGCCUCAUCCAGGGGACACUUGCCUGCCUUGGGCCUUGCCAGUUUGGACAUUGGGUCUUACUCUAGCAUUGAUUUCCUUGGACAUAGAAUGAAGGGUGCCACCACUGUAAGAGAAUGAAGACAGUGACUCAAAAUCUCACACUACAAAGAGAACGUUGGGCCUACAUAUUAUGAUCAGAUGCUGCUAAAGUUUCACUUUUUUCCCGCUAAGGCGGCUUGGACUGUUCCCGCUCAGGUAUAUACUGUGGUUGAGAUGGCAUUAGAACGACUUUCGUGACAGAGACCUGCGUCAGUGCAGUUUGACGGCAUUAAUUUUAUUUCUACCAUUUUGAUACACUUGACUUUAAACUUACAAAUUCUUUCAAGUCCAUAAGAAACACACAGCCAGAGCUAUCAUCAAACUUCUUCGUUUAUUCUACUGUUGACUGGGAGAUUGAUGGACACCAUAUGAAGAAGAAACAUAUGGCAUAUUCUACUCUUAACAUACUGUUUGUCCUACCUCAGUAAACAAUAAUAAAGCAAGAAAAAUGGUUUUCGAACCUUGGGAGUAUCAUCGUAAUGGGUAUUGCUAUUAACACUUACUGGCAUUUUAUGGAUUAAUAAUAAUUUUAUUAUUAUAUACAUGUAUGUAUUUUAUUUUAUGUUUUUAAUUUUAACUGUGCAAUGACGUUUCUGGAGAACAUCUUCAGCCUUAUGAAACCAUAACAAAAAGACUUUGUUGCUUGUCAGAUCCAAAUGAUUAGGUACACAGUUUACUUAGAUGAUUGUCACACCAGUGUACCAAACGAAACAACGGCACUGUUUUUGAAUUGUUAUUUACAUGGUUCAGAUUUUCUAUCUGAAAGUGGACCAAACAUAAUAAAUGUGACUACUGGACAGGUUUUAUUUCUUUCUCUUGAAAGCUGCACAACAAAAGAGUUGGACUAGCAGCUUUUUAAAACGCACACCAACAGACAGAAGUGUGAUGUAUGUCACUAACUUAAACAAUUCAAAAUAUAUGUACACUAUCACCAUGAAGAGAUUUUAUGUGUGUGUUCACAGAUAAUUUAAUGUACUUUUUUGUAUUAUUAUUAUUUUUAUUUUUUUUAAAUAAAGGUACCUAUUGAAUAAUGAUUGUAAUAUACACAGAAAUCAACUACAUUGCUCCUAACCAAAAAAAAUUCAAUUUCUUUGUCAGAAAACAGAAUAUCCAUCUUUGGCAACAUGAUUCUGAGCAUACUAGGCUAGCUAAUUUGCAUGGUUCUUCCUGGCUGAACAAAGAUGCCAACCAUUUUCAAAGAUGUCUUUAUAGAUUCCACUAGCUGCAGCAAUGUCAUAGGAUGCCACAUUCCCAAAUGAGAUGCACUUUCUUUUUUUCUUUUCAAACCAGAGAAGGAAUAUGGCUCAUACAUACACUAGUAGUGUGCUUUUGAAAUAUUUUAAGAAAAAUAAAGGCAGUGAGUUUAAUUCUACUCUUUCUGGAAAAAAAUGUAAAAAUAAAUAAAAACACUGCAGUAACUAUC
Messenger RNA from Pelobates fuscus (common spadefoot toad), 4550 nucleotides. It is a transcript of the gene IRS2, whose product is annotated as insulin receptor substrate 2. Bases 131 to 3166 code for a protein of 1011 amino acids. The transcript is spliced from 2 exons. The record is from RefSeq and is a predicted model, not a curated record. Gene Ontology annotation, cellular component: plasma membrane; cytosol. Gene Ontology annotation, molecular function: insulin receptor binding; phosphatidylinositol 3-kinase binding. Gene Ontology annotation, biological process: insulin receptor signaling pathway. Lineage: Eukaryota; Metazoa; Chordata; Amphibia; Anura; Pelobatidae.